AAAAGUAGUCCUCUUUCUUUUUCGACUCGUCAAGUUGAACAAAAUUAAUGAAACUGUGUUUAUUAAAUAUUGUAAUGUACGCAACGCUCUUUGCAUAUGAAGAGGAUUAAUUACUAUAACGCGGUGAAAUAGGGAGAGAAGAAUACUCGAACUGGAUCGACUCACGCUAUCUAGAUUUCCUGCUCCUGUAAGGAAAAGUUACAGCUCGCACACGCCGCUGUUUGGUGGGUGUUGCCAUGGCGCCGCGUGGUCAGAAAGAGGCUUCACACACAGCAUCUUGUAUUCUCUCCGCAGAGGGCCAACCAAGAGGGGCAGUGACGCAAAACGCACAAAGCAGCUCGGUGGACUCUCACUUUUUGGAAAUUAGUUUUCUUUCCAAAUUUUUUUCUCUGUACAAUCUAUUCUGUCAACGCAACCAUUUGGUCAGGAACGAAACUGGGAUUUUCCCUCAUAUUAUGCACGUCAAUGGAUACCGACGGCUCCGUGAUUAGCACAAGAGCUGAGGAUCAGUCCUUCCAUGUCCGCUACAGGAUGGAGGUGUCCUGCCUCGAGCUGGCGUUGGAGGGCGAGCGGCUCUGCAAAGUCGGGGACUACAGAGCAGGCGUUUCCUUCUUCGAAGCCGCCAUCCAGGUGGGUACGGAGGACCUGCAGGUGCUCAGCGCCAUCUAUAGUCAGCUGGGGAACGCCUACUUCCAUUUGCAAGACUACGCCAAGGCGCUGGAGUUCCACCGGCAUGACCUGACUUUGACCAGGACCAUCGGAGAUCUUCUCGGAGAAGCCAAAGCCAGCGGGAAUCUCGGGAACACGCUGAAGGUGUUGGGAAGGUUUGAUGAGGCCACGGUAUGCUGUCAGAGGCAUUUGGAUAUAGCCAGGGACCUCAAUGACAAGGUGGGUCAGGCCCGAGCUCUAUACAACUUUGGGAAUGUUUACCACGCUAAAGGGAAAAAUAUUUGCUGGAGCGGAGCUGAGCCCGGAGAUUUCCCGGAAGAUGUCAUGAUGGCCCUGAGGAAGGCCUCGGAAUAUUACGAGGCAAAUUUAGGGCUCGUGCAGGAACUCGGUGAUCGGGCCGCCCAGGGUCGAACCUACGGUAACCUGGGUAACACUCACUAUUUGCUGGGGAACUUUCGAAAUGCGGUGGCAUCUCAUGAGCAGCGUCUGCUCAUAGCGAGAGAGUUCGGUGACCGUUCCGCAGAAAGACGAGCUUACUGCAACCUGGGGAACGCUUACGUCUUCCUAGGAGAGUUUGAAGUGGCAGCUGAGCAUUAUAAGAGGACGUUGCAGCUGGCGCGACAGCUCAAGGAUCGCGCGGUGGAAGCUCAAGCGUGUUACAGUUUGGGCAACACGUACACUCUGCUGCAGGACUACGAGCGAGCCAUCGACUACCAUCUUAAACACCUCAUCAUUGCCCAGGACCUCAACGAUCGGAUCGGAGAAGGUCGAGCGUGUUGGAGUCUGGGAAAUGCUCACACCGCGCUGGGUAACCACGACCAGGCCAUGCACUUUGCUGAGAAACACCUGGAGAUCUGCAGAGAGACUGGAGACAGGAGCGGCGAGUUGACGGCGCGUAUGAACGUGACAGAUCUGCAGACGGUGUUAGGCCUGAGCUACAGCACGAAUAGUUCCACAUUGUCCGAGAACAGGGAUGCAGACUACAAGAUGCAAGGCGCCAGGCCGAGGAUGAGCAGGAGGCACAGCAUGGAGAACCUGGAGUUGAUGAAGCUCACGCCUGACAAGAUGAACGGUCCGAAGUGGAGCAGCGACAUCCUGAGCAAACAGAGCAAGCCCACCCUCACCAAGAGCUCCUCCAAGUUGUUCUUCGUCAGCCGUCUACGCGGGAAGAAGUUCAAAGCGGGCGGAGGUUCCGCCAAGGUUCUCCAGGACGCUAGUAACACUCUGGACAACGGUCACGCACCCUCACAUAAGCGAUCCAGUCCCGACACGCUCGGAGACGAAGGCUUCUUCGACCUCCUGAGUCGUUUCCAGAGCAACCGCAUGGACGACCAGCGCUGCUCCGUCCGGGAAAAAGGCGGCAGCAGGUUGUCGCUGAGCAGCCGCCCGGAGUCCCCGCCCAGAAUCAUAAGAAAAUCCGUGUCCGAGUCCGCCGACGUGUCCGGCGCUCAUAGCCGGCGGCUAGAGGAUUCCUCGGCCGCGGGCGGGAGCCUGCCGGGCCUCCGACUCAACCAGAACGGCAACCGGGCCGUGCUCAGCCACCUGAUGGCCAACGCGGACAACGCCGAGCCCGACGAAGACUUCUUCAACAUGCUCGUCAAGUGCCAGGGUUCUCGUCUAGACGACCAGCGUUGCGCGCCUCCCCCUCCACCGGCGCGUGGACCUACGGUACCGGACGAGGAUUUCUUCAGCCUCAUCAUGCGCUCGCAGGCCAAACGAAUGGACGAACAGCGCGUCACGUUGCCCUCUUCCGCAAAAGCCACCGUCGCCAAUUCCGGCUGAACGUAGCACUUAUACAAGUUGAAAUGGACUCAUCAGAAGCAACAGCUAUCAUGUAGUACAGGAACUCAACUCAGGCUAUCAGGGAACAUUAGUGUCAUUAUUUCAAGCUGUUUAUUACUUUUAAUAUUGAUUUGUAUGUGUUAUACUCUCUAUGAUUUUGCGUGUAUUUUACAUUUGUGUGCUAUUUUUCUCUUUUACUGUUCAGAAAAUUAUGAACUUGAUAUGUUUCUUUCCAUAGAUUUUGUUUCCUUUUUUUCUGAACCCAUCUAUCGCCAUUGACGAAUAUAGAUGUCCCGUCCAUUCGAAUGAUGACACGAUUGUUUUCUGCCCAGUUCAAAUGGAUGAUGGAACGUCUAUCGUUGUCAAUAAGUUAGUUCUCAAUCGUCUAAAGAAUUCCCAACAUAUGUACUGUGAUAACCUUUUGUACUUAUUUGUUAGAUCAAAGGCAUUAAAACGGACUCAUUCAAUUACAGUGGAUGAAAAGUCACUUUAUUGAACAUAAGACCUAUAUGUUAGCUUGCGUUAAAUAAAAUCCCUUUUUUCUAGAAAACAAUAAUUUAGACAAGCUUAAUACAUCAGCAUUUUAAAACACUAAUAACUGUACAUAACUGAAAUAAAUAUACACGUAUUAGUUUGGUGUUAUUUGUUUACAAGCGAGUUAAAAACAAUUGUUAGACAAAGUGCAUUAAACUUAAAAAUAAAUUUCUCCAAAUACUGUCUUCAAAUAAAUGAUAAUGGUGCGGAUAAGCCUGCCCCCUAUUGUUAUUAACUCAGUACAGCAGUAUUUGAACACAACCUAAAAAAAAUUCCCUUUUUGGACACUGGCUUUAUAACAAUCUUUCCGAUGAAAAAUACUGAUAAUUCAUUUUUGAAAACAACAUUUGGGCUAAUAAUCCAGUAGAUGCAGUAAUGUUAGUACGUCAAAAAGCAACAGCAGAGACGUUAAAAGCUGCCACAAGCUUGCUAUUGACACACCGAACACGAGAACUUCCACUUUUCCCAGAAAUGAACUACAACAGCAGCUACAGAAAUUUGCAAAAAGUUUGAUCUGGUUUGCUUAACAUGAAAAAAAAAAAAAAAAAUCAAGGAAGGCACCAUCAUGAAAAAAGCUCGCAUGCAACCUGGUAUGAAGUGUGAGUAUGUGUGCAAACAGUUCCAGUGCUUUGUGUUCCUUUGCGAUGCCAACUAAGGGUGUUACAAUAUAUCGGAAAGCUGAUAUAUCGCGAUACUUUGCAGCCUAAAAGGUUAUCGGUAUGCUCCCGCCAAGAAUCGCUGUAUCGUUUAUAAAAGGUGUCACUGUUUAAAAACAAACAGGUCGCGACCAAAAUCUUCCAAUAGAAUAGUGUCGACUAGUGGUGGGAACCUCUUGGUACCUCACGAUACGAUUUGGGAUACAAAGCCUUUUUAUCACGGAAGCCCAACGUGUGCGUCAUGCAAAUGACUGAGCAAGAUUAAUGCUGACAAGCCCACGUCUGCACCUGACAGUCCAGAACAAAUGGCGGGACGCCCUGUCCCAAAACAAGGAACACCGGAGAACGCCCGAUAUCCAACUGAUAACACGACUGACAAGAUUCCCUUUGACGCUGAGGUGGCAAAAUCCACAACUCUCGUAGCCCUGACAACCGUAAUCCUCCGGUCCAAUCCACAAACAGACAAUCUUAAACAACGCCCAAACACACCUUUCUUACUGCCCACGGCCCGCCCAGUGAGCGCCUUCAAAAGACUUGUUUAACUAAGAGUUGUCAUUUUUCUCGGGAACCCUUUGUUGACUUGUGAUGGGGUGAUGGGGGAAAAUAUUACAUUAUGCCUUUGUGAUGUAUGAUUGCUUCUAGAUUCUAACAACUUCGAUUGUUUUUGACCUUGAGUUUCAUAGUUAGGAGGGAAUCUCACGAGAUAACUUGUUUUGCACCAUAGUAUUGUUUCUAACACGCCUGGGUUCCAUAGUUAGGAGGGAAUCUCACGAGAUAACAUCUUUUGCACUCAUAAUAUUUACCGUGGGAACACAACAUCUGCUACCGGACGACACAACCUGGGAACCACGCAGGGAAAAGCCCCUUUUUCGAGGGGCUGAACCAAAAGUAGCUUUGUCAUUGGACGGGGCCGCGCCGCCUGGGAGUGGAGGUUGGCAGUCUCCUCCCCCGUGUGGCACGUUCCUACAAAAACCGGGCAUUUCCGGGCGACCAGUGAAGUCCACCAGCGGGUCACGUACGGAUCGCCUGGCUUUGUUCCUUCGCCGCCUUACCGGAGCGUUGGCUCCCGCUCAUUUGUCACGGUAAGCGGUUUUCAUUGCUAAGGGACAUUUGUGCUGUAACAGUAGCGCGGGGAUUCUGGGAUUGACAAACUCAAUCUAGCGUCAUCGUUACCCUUGUUAUGCUUGUUUUUGAUACUUGUUGCUUGCUCUUGUGGGAUUGUAAUCAAUAAAUCUAAUUUUUUCUGCAUUUUCUAAUCAAUAAACAUUGUCUAUUUUGAAAAA
Molecule: messenger RNA, 4924 nt
Organism: Corythoichthys intestinalis (scribbled pipefish)
Lineage: Eukaryota; Metazoa; Chordata; Actinopteri; Syngnathiformes; Syngnathidae
Gene: gpsm2
Product: G protein signaling modulator 2
Exons: 16
Coding region: 466-2451 (661 amino acids)
Biological process (GO): establishment of mitotic spindle orientation
Cellular component (GO): cell cortex
Molecular function (GO): GDP-dissociation inhibitor activity; G-protein alpha-subunit binding
Source: RefSeq, a predicted model, not a curated record